CUUUGCCUCAUUAUGACGUCCACACACUUUAUUAUUCCAACCGCAGUGAGGGUCACAAGAACCUCGGUAAACUAACACAGAGCUCCACAAUCCAACCACCACAAAGGAUCCAGACUGAUGAAGCUAUGGGUGCAAUAAUGUUUACAAAAUGAAGUUCUGUUCGUGUCUGUACACGUUGUUGGGGGCUGUGAUUUUGGGCUCGGUACGCUGUGAUGACACCCUGUCUCAUUUUGGAGCGUACUCACCUGGGGACGUCGUCAUCGGGAUUCUGAACUCGGUUCACCGUAACAGGACGGACGUUCGGGCCUGGAACCGUCCGAAUAUAAGCUGUACAGACUUUAAUCUGAUAUCAUUCGUACAAACUCUGGCCGCCGUUCAAACCAUCGAGAUGAUCAACAACUCCAGCUUUCUGCCGGGGAUCAAACUGGGUUAUAUAAUCUGUGAUUCGUGUGCCUGCGCCACCAGAGCCAUGCACUGUGUUUAACACAUGCUGGCCGUGAACGGGACGCUUCCGGUUCUCUUCGACUACUCCGAGUUUAACUCCCGCGUCAAAGUGUUUUUGGGUGAAAGGUACUCGGAACUGUCCAUCGCCGUGGCCAAACUGCUGAGCCUCUACAUGAUUCCUGAGGUGAGCUGCACGUCCUCCGCACCGACGCUGAGCGACAAGCUACGCUACCCGUCGUUCUUCCGCGUCAUCCCAAGUGACGUACACCAAACAAGGGCAAUGGCGAAGCUCAUGAGGUACUUCAGCUGGGACUGGGUCGGGGUGGUGUCUCUGGACGACGACUACGGCAAAGCCGCCCUGGAAGCCUUUCUGCGGGUGGCAGAGAUGGAGAACGUGUGCGUGAAUUUUAUUGAGGUGCUGUCGACCAUCGUGAGCACCCAGCAGAGCCUGAAGGCGGUGGCCGACCGCAUCGAGGCCUCUAGUGCCAACGUCGUGCUGCUCAUUCUGAGGCUAGACCUGGUGGAGAAGCUCUUCGGAGAGAUGAUCAGAAGGAAAAUUACUCGGACCUGGAUCGCCAGCGACGCCUGGUCUACAGCACGUACCUUAAUGAAGAUGAACAAUAUAAACGAAGUGGGGGACAUAUUUGGGUUUACCUUCGUCACUGGGAACAUCCCGGGGUUUGAGGACUACCUGAGAAACUUAAGACCGAGCCCAGGGGCCAGGAAUGAUUUUAUCAGGGAGUACAAGCACAUGAGGUUCAACUGCACCCAGGGUCAGAAAUCUGGGCACACAUCACCCUCAGCCUGCAAUGUCACGGACCCCCAGGAGACCAACAAUGAUUAUCUGGUUGAUACCGUGGAUCUUGGUGCCUCUUACAGUCAGAGAGUUGCGGUGUACGCCAUCGCUCACGCCAUCAGGGAACUCCUCAACUGCAGCAACACUUCCUGCUCUGGAGACGCAGACUUCCUGUCUUGGAAGCUUGUGGACGUUCUUAAUAAAGUGAAUUUCACCCUGGACAACCAGACACAUUAUUUCAACAAUGAGAACGAUUUUGACAAUAGUUACGAUCUCAUAAUGUGGAAGAAGAUUGGAGAUGGCAGAAUACCCGACGUCGUGGGUACGUUCACCAUAAGGAAUAAAAGCGUGGCGGUCUACGAACAGAAAAUCUCCUGGUCCAACAACACGGUGCCCAAUUUCAGAUGUUCAGAGACUUGCCCACCUGGAACAGAAAAGACCGUAUCUGAUAUAAGCUGUUGUUACACCUGUAGUAAGUGUGAUGCAGGAUUCUAUUCCAACCAAUACGAUCAAGCAAAGUGUCAAAAGUGUCCAGAGGGAACUUAUUCUCUAUCAGGUUCUGUAGCAUGUACAAAGUGGGAGAUUCAGUUUUUGGAGUGGUCCUCAGCGUACUCCAUUGUGGUGUUGAUUGGAACAGUGAUAGGAAUCCUGCUGCUGGUAUCAUCACUGAUCUAUUUCGUUCUACACAGGAACAAUUCCAUAAUCGAGGACAACGUAGUCUUGUCUUGUAUUAUGAUGUUUGGCCUGAUGGUGAGUUUCGGAGGUCUGAUUCUCUUUUUAAACUGGCCAAGCGACCACCACUGCACUGCCCAGCAGGUCAUGUAUGGUCUGGGCUUCACCCUCUGUGUGUCGUGCAUUCUCACGAAAGCUUUUGUGUCGUUCUUAGCCAUCAUGUCCAUCAGCCCUGAGAGGCAGCGCUUCCUCAGUAAAUUUAACAAGCAUUAUAUCAUCGUCGCUCUACUGACUGGUGCUCAGGUUCUGGUUUUUCUCUUCUGGUUCAUAUUCGGUUCUCCGAAGGUUGAAGAGAAGGAGUUAUCUGAGUCGAUUAUCAAAAACCGUCAGUGCACUCAGGGCUCUCUGGUCGGCUUCAGUGCGAUGCAUGUCUACAUUGCGGUUCUAGCCGUGUCGUGCUUCUUCUUAGCCUUCAAAGGAAAAGUGGACGAUACUGAGCCGAUAGUCUUCAGCAUGCUCUUUCAUUUGUUCGUCUGGCUUUGUUCAAUUCCACUCUUCAUCACCCAAACGGAUCAGCGCACCCUCGUCCAGGUCUCUGCCAUGAUGGUCUCCAACUAUGGAGUCAUCGUCUGCCACGUCCUCCCAAAGUGGCAUAAAAUAAUCUCGAAAAAGAUCGAUGACGCGAAGCCAAAACCCGAACAUGACAUGAGCGAAACAUCUGAGGACUCAGGGCUUAGUCCUGAAGAAGAGUUACCUUCACCCAGCGCAUCAUCACAAACCCAACUUUGGCCUGAAGAUGCUGACAACAACAUGAGAUGAAAAGCUGCAAGUAGCAGGAACCAGCACACAAAACUGCUUCUGAUCAAUUGGUGAUCAUGGUGGUGGUACUUGCUCUACAGCAGUGGUGGGGAACCUUUUACCCACUGAGGGCCAGAUUAAUAAUUAGAUAUCUGGUGAUGGGCCACAGACUACAAUGACACAACAUAAUACAGGCUUUAUAAAUACAUGAUGCUGAUGGUAUGUAGUGUUUAUAUUUGAUCUCAGAUUUACCUUGUGAAUGUUUGGUCUUGACCAGCUGUGGAAUAUCUGGGGGCAAUGACGUCGUGGCAGCACGCAACUGGUUCUCCAAGUCGAUGUCUGUUAGUCUUGAACGCAGUUGGAACACACCUCUGGUUGUAUCGUGCACGCCCUCCAAUGAAAGUAAAUCCUCUCUCGUCUCAAAAUCCGCCGUAAUUCCACGUACAAAAAAUGCCAGCUGGCUGGUAUUUGUUAUGUCUGUCGUCCCGUUUAAAGCCAGCGAGAAAAACUCGAAAUCGGUGAUAGAGUUGUUAAUAUCCUCUGCCAUUUCACCAAUUAGGUCAGACACUGUCCGACGUGAAAGGCUGACAUUCUGAAACAGUUUGAACUUUUCUGGAGCUAAUAUUUUAGCACUCCUUCAUAAACUCAUCAUCAGAAUAAGGCUUCAGUCAUUUUUGUGAUCAGUCACACUGUGCCGUUCCUUUCUGGCUCGUAUGAUAGAAGUUUGCUGUGCAGUCGAAUUAUUUUUGAGCACCUUUAUUUUCUCCUCUCGUUCCGGUCUUUGCAGAGCGGUAUAACAGGGUGGCGUGUUUGGUGGUAUAUCUUUCAGUAUUACUUUUUUUUAGAACAGCGAGAGAUUCUCCACAAAUGAAACAUACUGGCUUUCCUUUCACUUCAACAAAAAAGAAAUCCGCUGUCCAUUUUUCUUAAAAGACGCGGCAUUCAUCAAAUGUGGCCUACAUAUUAUACAG
Molecule: messenger RNA, 3681 nt
Organism: Trichomycterus rosablanca
Lineage: Eukaryota; Metazoa; Chordata; Actinopteri; Siluriformes; Trichomycteridae
Product: G-protein coupled receptor family C group 6 member A-like
Exons: 8
Coding region: 488-2731 (747 amino acids)
Biological process (GO): G protein-coupled receptor signaling pathway
Cellular component (GO): plasma membrane
Molecular function (GO): G protein-coupled receptor activity
Source: RefSeq, a predicted model, not a curated record